This is a messenger RNA of Humulus lupulus (European hop), 1841 nucleotides long. Its product is annotated as TSL-kinase interacting protein 1. Gene Ontology annotation, biological process: pattern specification process. The record is from RefSeq and is a predicted model, not a curated record. Gene Ontology annotation, cellular component: nucleus. Lineage: Eukaryota; Viridiplantae; Streptophyta; Magnoliopsida; Rosales; Cannabaceae. The transcript is spliced from 8 exons. Gene Ontology annotation, molecular function: chromatin binding. Bases 157 to 1626 code for a protein of 489 amino acids.
CUAAAGAAAAAGUUUUAAAAUGAAAUGUGGCGGCAAAGUUGUGAAACUGAAUUUUAGGCAAGGCAGACUGACUUUCAGAGAAGUCCCGCCAUACUUUUUUCUCCAAAAUCUCAAGACUCCUCACUCUAAGCUUCGGUUCAGGAGAGCUAAAUCACUAUGAAAGUUGCUACAGAGAAGAGCAAAAAGGCAACCAAUGUUCCUAGAGAGAGCAGAUCAAGUAUAAGUAAAACUGGAACCAGCAAAUUUAGAAAAACGGGUGGGCGAGAUUCCAAAAGAACUGGGCAAGCUGAAUGUUCUUCAGUAAAACAAGACGAGCAUUCGUUACGAUCUUGCACAGCUGAAGGACUGUCAGUGAAGCGUUUGGAUGAAACUAAAGGAACACUGAAGGACUUGUCUGCACCUAAUCUUUGUCAAGGAAAAACUUUUCUUCCUGAUUUGAAGAUCAAGUUGCAACUUUUCCCUAUAGACGAAGUCACUCGCAGGGGUUUAGAACACGAUGGAUAUCAUCCUUAUUUGGAACUCAUCUUAAGAGGUAGAAAGAAGAUUUCUUCUGUGCUCGAGCACCUCAAUAAAAAGUGGGGGAGUUCAAAAAUUGCUAUUGGUGAACCAGUGCUAUUCCCCUAUGAUGUACAUGGUAGCCUGUCUGGAUGCAGAAGGUGGACAAUGAAAGAUAGUGACAUCAAGGCAGGAGAAAUCUAUGCAUUUAUUGGAAGUCCUGCAAAUUUUCGGUUAAGGUACGGCUGGUUCUCAACUUCAGAUUCUAAAACUUCUGACGAGCUUCCUGCACCAUCAACUCCUGAUGUGAAAAAAGCAGAUACAGAGGAGAUACAAGUUGUGGUAUCAAGUGAAGAUAUUAAACUGAUCAAUAGGACCGAUAGUAAGCCUGGGAAUUUCACAGCACAGUGGGAUGAUAUAACUAAUAUAAGCAUUGGAGGCCUUUUAUCAGAAGCAUCUUUACAGGGUAAGUUCGGUAGCCUUGAAGCAAAAUUAACAGAGAAAAGUACAGGAUUGCAGCCAGUCCAAACAGACUACUGCCCGAGAUCAUUUGCAUCUUGGGAUGAUAGUCUAACUAAUAUAAGCAUUGGAGGCCUCCUAUCCGAAGUAUCCUUACAGGGAAAAUUCAGUAAUAACGCUGCAAAAGCUAUUGGGAGCAAUGCAGACUUGCAGCCAACUCAAAUGAUUUCUGAUUCACUUGAUGCUUUUAUCUCUGCUCAACGUAUUUGUCCUCAAGGUCCUAGGCCACCUGCUCAUGAUUCACACUCAUCUAUUUUGGAUGCUGAAGAGACAUGUCAUGCAUUCCCUGUCCAAAAAUUCUCCUCAAGCAAAAGGGUUUCAGCUCUUAGUGGUGGCAGUUCUGGAGGCUGCAGCCAGGAAGCUGGCUCCAGAUCAUUUAGAUUUCCUAAAAUUGAUGAGACCAACGUUCAAGUUGAGGUUCCAAAAGAUCAUGCAUAUGAAGAAUCCCAAACUGAUGUCUUGGUUUCUUCACAGAAGUAUAUUGAUGAAAACAGCCUUGGGUUCGCAGGCAUUAAUUGGAGUGAAUCAUUGGGACCCUUUGAUCUUGGUCUACCUGCCUCCAGAAACCUGUUCAAUGGAGAGAAAGAUGGCAUAAAUGGAUUUGGUAAGUAAAAGUUCGAAACUGAGAGGUUACUACUGUUAUCAGAAGACAUGCAAAUUCAGUUAAAUAAUUGUUCAAAAAUAGAGAAAAUAUGGGUUAACAUUUGAUUUGUGUAACUAUUUUAUAGUAAACAAAGCUGGGUACUUUUAAGUUUAAUGUGAUAAACAACAGUAAAAAAAUAAUGCAUCUUAUACCAGAUAGUAUAUACUGGUGUUUGGUUGCGCAA